This is a messenger RNA of Sus scrofa (pig), 11737 nucleotides long. NCBI's taxonomy places the organism in Eukaryota, Metazoa, Chordata, Mammalia, Artiodactyla, Suidae. The record is from RefSeq and is a predicted model, not a curated record.
GUUCAUUGCAGGAACUCCGAUGUUAUAUAUUCUUUAUUCUCCAACCUUGAAAAUAAAAGUGUUAUGGGGGUUUAAAAUAAAAUUUGUUUUGCACUGUUUAUUUUUGUGUUAUUUUGUUCCGAGAGAUAGAGAACCUUUCGAUUAUCUAUGUAGAUAGAAGCAGGCAUGAUUUUCUAUUCUAGCCUGGAGCUAACCUCUGUCAGCUGCAAAACCCCCUCCAGCUCUGAUGUUCUUCAUAUCCUUACAUGUUUCAACACUCCCACCAUUUUUUCCCAGGUAAAACAUGGCAAGAGCAUUGAUAUUUUUAUUGCAUUUCAUCUAAAUAACCUCUGGAAAUGUGAAGUCAUGCUUUCUGUAGAUGAGCAACUUGUGUUUCUUAAGGGAGUGUUUUUAUCUUAUUUUUUUUUCUUCUUUCCUCUGAAUGUCUACACAGGAAAUGGACGGUUAAUGAGAGAGUGGCUGAGGGGCUAUGAAUGGAUUGUCUCCACAUGCGGGGUAACCAGGUGUACACUGAAGUAGGUGCUGCUCAACACCGGGCCCUGCCCAUCUUCCUGGCCUCGCGCCCACGCCCCGUGGGCCCUCUGCCCUAAUGAGCUGCUGUUCGGGUCGCUGUGCUGUGGACACGAGCGCCUCCUCACGUAGCUGACAUGGUUCCCACACCUAGAAUUGUUUCCGCCGUUACUUUCUUUUUCCCUUUCUGCCCAAACUCUACCACCCGCACUUGUAGAAAUUUCCCUUUAGUCAUUACACCCAACACAAAUGUCACUUCUUCCAGGCAGUUCUCCAGUUGGGAGUGAUACUCAUUUAUUAUCUAUUUUUUGCACCAUUUCUAGCGUUGCUAGUACCCAGUGUUUGGAAUUGCUGUUACCAGUCCGUCAUCUGUCUGUAUCUGUCUCGCCUAUCAAUUAGCGAUCUAUCAAUCAUCCAUCAAUUAUCUAUCUAGCUGUCAUCUCUCUCCCUUUCAUUAGAUCAUAAGCAACUUGAGGUUCGUAGCUUGGUCCUGAAGAGAGAGGUCCUUGAUUCAAGGGUGGGGCUGAGGUCAGAGCAUGGGGCCAGGACAGGGCUGUGUCCAGUCCCAGGGUCUCCAGGGAGCUGCUCUGGCUUAUCAUCCAGGUAAAAGCACCAGGCCUGCGGUGACCUGGGGUGGGGCAGGGGGUGCAGAGGCAGGCGGAACCCAGGUCCACAGCGUGUGGGACCAGCUGGGCUGUGUUGGGAGCAACACUCCGGUGUGGGAAGGAGCGGGUGACCCGGCGUCCCGGCGCUGGCGGCCUCGUGGCCCGCCCCUUGGGGCAGCUCAGGGCGUUGGGGGCUCCCGUCCAUGCCCGGCCAGGGCUCCCCUGCGCCCAGCAGCUGCCUCUCAGCUGCGGCUCCCGGAGGCUUGGUCUGCGCUGGGCGAGGGGCUGGGGUUGCAGCCGAGGCUCCGCAUCCGCUCUUCGCCUUCCCCGGCCGUGGGGCUUCUGAGAGCUCGGGCCCCGCAUGGUCCUUGGAGCCUCUGUCCCGCUGUUACGUUUGUUCAGCUGGACCAGCACGUUCGUCUCUAAGAUGGACUGUCACCGCUCAUCACCGCACCUCACUGCUCGUCACCAUGAUACCUGACGAGUCCUCAGGUUGCAGCUGCCCGUAUCUAGCAGUGAAAAUCACCCCCGCCAUCCCCGUGGUUGGUGGCAUCCUAUUCUUCUUUGUGAUGGGGACCCUGCUGCGCACCAGUUUCAGUGACCCCGGAGUCCUUCCGCGAGCCACGCCUGAUGAAGCCGCCGACCUGGAAAGGCAAAUAGAUAUUGCAAAUGGCACCAGUUCAGGGGGGUACCGCCCACCUCCCAGAACCAAAGAAGUCAUCAUCAAUGGCCAGACUGUGAAACUUAAAUAUUGUUUCACCUGCAAGAUUUUCCGGCCCCCUCGUGCCUCUCAUUGUAGCCUUUGCGAUAACUGCGUAGAACGGUUUGAUCACCACUGUCCCUGGGUAGGCAACUGUGUGGGGAAAAGAAACUACAGAUUUUUUUAUAUGUUUAUUUUAUCUCUGUCUUUCCUGACAGUCUUUAUAUUUGCAUUCGUUAUCACCCACGUCACUCUUCGUUCACAGCAAGCGGGAUUCCUAAACGCCCUCAAGGACAGUCCUGCAAGCGUGCUGGAGGCCGUGGUCUGCUUCUUCUCCGUCUGGUCCAUCGUGGGGCUCUCGGGUUUCCACACGUACCUGAUCAGCUCCAACCAGACCACGAAUGAAGACAUUAAAGGAUCUUGGUCGAAUAAAAGAGGUAAAGAAAAUUACAACCCCUACAGCUACGGAAAUAUCUUUACAAAUUGCUGUGUUGCCCUGUGUGGGCCCAUCUCUCCAAGCCUCAUUGACAGAAGAGGGUACAUCCAGCCUGACACACCGCAGCCGGCCGCGCCCUCCAACGGGAUGGCAGCGUACGGGGCCACACAGUCCCAGAGCGACAUGGCUGCCCUUUAUAGAUGUCCCAACCAAGACCAAAUAAGCCAGCACAUCAUGAUCAGCCAUGCCUGGCCAGAAGGAACCCCAAACCUUUCUGGUUUUCUAGCCUCUGAUGCAGCAGUAGACACCUGGGCCAUCCACCUCUGCUUCUUUGAAAGCCUGCGUCACCUCUAAGAGCAGUUGCUCUGUGCUUUGCCAAGCAGUCCACCAUCUCCCUCCUGAUUGAUUGAUUGAUAUCACUCUUUACAUAUUGUUUGAGAUCACAACAAUAAAAAAAAAAGUUCUUGCAUUCCAACCCCAGUUGGACAGAUGUGAAAACAAAUGCACAAAUCCUUUCAUACUGAAUUUGUCACAAUCACAAGGUGACUUUCAGGCAGUUCUAAUCACGGGACCAGUUCAUUUAAUGUAGAAUUGUCCUGUGGUCAAGUGGAUCUCUGCUGGCGUCUGUCACGCCGUGCAGUUGGCAGAGUGUUGGUAAUCUUGAUGCUCUUAGUACAAGGGUCAUCUCGGCUAAUCCCCACAACAACCUGCAAGAGAUCCCCAUUUUCCAAAGGAUGGAGCUGAGGUUUUAAGACACGAGUCACACAAUUCGGGAUUUAAGGCCUGAGUGCUUUCCACUGCAUGCCGUAUUUCAAUUUUAAAAGGCUUCAAGUUGGUGUCAGCUGAACAUCCUCCAAUCUGGCCCUUCUAUCUGGGAGUUGAGUUCACUCCCAUCCAGUGGGCCUUGGCCUUGAAUGCACAUUAGAAUCACAGUACUGAUGUCCUGAGCCCACUUAAGCCCAAAUCCCUGGGUGGGGCCCCCCACAUUGGUCCCACAAACAAUUUUAACCAUCAGCAGCUUUGGCAACUGUUACCAUGGUCUCCAAAUUCUUUUGCAAUCUCCAAAAUUUUGGAUGAAAAUUUUGAGCUGUAUUUUGCUUUGACACAAAGAGAGUUUCUUUGAUCCUGAAAAACCUUAGAUCCAUUUGGCUCAACUAAGACGUGAUCUAUUCAGAGACCGAGGUGUGUGGAGGAUUCCUACAGAAUGUUCUAGGAUGUGCAAGGCCGGGGCUGUAGGAACUCCAAAAAGGUGUACUCAGGUUUCAGGCAAAGCUUCCUGGAGGAGAGCCAUCUGAGCUAAGUAUUAGAAUAUUUAAGUUACAGUGAAUUAGCCACCCAAAGGUGGAAGGGCUCUUCCAGCAGAGCAAACGCAGGUGUGCCUGUGAGGGUGGGGGUAGGGGUGAAACUGGACGCCUGUGCAAGAGUGAGAACUGUCACUGGAGUGUCACUUGCACAGCAGGCACUGGAGGAACUAAGGAAGGAGAGGAAGCCCAUGAAGGGCUUUGGGUGCUUUAUAACCAGCGUGGAUUUUGCCCCGUACGUGACAUGAGCCAUUGCAGAGGCUCAGAUGGAUGAGUCAGGCCACCUGAUUUCCUUCAGGGUGAAUGAGGCUGGCAGCAGUGGAGGAGGCUCAGGAGGCGGCGUGGGCGUGGAGAGAGGCAUGCAGGCGUGGAGGCGGGAAGAGCAGCCGAAGGCACUCACAGCAGGCCUGGUGACAGAGGGGCUGGCCAGAAUGGCAGACAUGGGCUCAGAAACGAGGCGACCACAGUCCAAGGCUUGGAGAUGGAGACCAUGUGGAAGCCGGGGGAGGGGGCGGGGGUGGGGCGGGGGCAGGAAUGCCUCCUGCCUUUCGGCUUGGUGACAAGAUGACCAUACAAAUCACCAAGAGGAAAUGCAAAAAGAGGUGCCUGGAGGGAGACGCUGAUUUAAGUAUGUGGAAUUGGGGUACCCUUGGACUCCUGGGCAUAUGGGAAGUGCCCUGUAAGAAGCUAUGUAGAAAUCUCCGCACACUUAGAAAGGAAUGACAUGGUUGGUAGAAAUUCACUUUGAAAUAGGAGAGAUGAGCAUCAGUUUUAUUAGUUAUUGUAGAAGUAUCAGUCCAUCUGUCAUUUAAAAAAAAAAAACAAUAAGACCUGCUUAUGUUUGUCAUCUGAGAUAUUAAUCCGAUUUCAUCUCACAUGCUGGAAGAUUCUUCUUUGAAAUCAGCAUUUAUGAGCUUUUGCUAACUUUCUCUCCAUCUACCCCUGCCAGUUCUGCCCCCACCAGGUCAAAUCAAGUCAAAUUGGAUCCUAGUGAGGAUAAUAGAGUAAGGGAAUUCUUAAAGAUAAUGGAAGGAAAAGCUUUGCAAAUGGACAGAUAUAAGAACUGAACAUAGCAGGGAAAGGCAGAGGGCGCAGGACGUGGGGUCAGAGUGCCUGGGCCAGCUCUGACGCGAGGCUGUGUGAUCUCCCAAGUCACUUAAUCCAAAGAGCUUCAAGGGCCUCAACUGCAAAAUAAUCCAGAAGCAGGUAAUGGUGUUCAGAUCCCUUCCUUCACCACUUCAUAACAAAGGGUCUGGCACGGAGUCGGGCUGGUGAAACGUUCAGUGGAAGGUUUGUGAAUAUCCCGUCUCCCUAUCAAAACUGACUCUUAGGAAAAGAUCUGGUAGGACUCACCUAUGCCUUAAAGGAAAUUUAAGCCAAAUUCCAUGGAUAUAUGAAUUUUAGUUGUGAGUGAAAUACUUUACUCUCUAUUAAAAGCAUUUCAGGCAAUAAUAAUAAUAAUAACUGAGUGUUUGAUGCUAUUUGUUCAGCACUAUAUCCCCGUUAUCUCGACUAAUUCAGUAAGUGUUGGUUUCAGUAAGUGUCAGUUAAAUGAAAGAGGGAGAGAGAGAGAGAUUGACCACCACAUGCCAGGCCCUGGGCUACAUCAUUAUCUCAUUUAAUCCUCAUAAAAUCACCUGAUGUGGGUAUUCUAAUUGCACCAUUGAGGAGACUGAGAUUCAGGGAUGCUAAGUUUGUGACAAAGCUAACCAGUGACUGAGCGGAGAUUUUGUCCUUGGCAGUCUGACUCUAAGGAAAGUGCUUUUCUUAGCCUGGUGGGAAGGUCUUCUUAGGGAGUAGAGUGGCAUGCAGGCUCCGCCCAGGCUGAGGAAGUCACACCACCUGGGCCUUCUGUGCAGAAAGAUGAUUGAUUUGCCAUGGUGGGUCACAGAACCAGGCUGUGGAACUGAAAAUAACCUCUCCAUGAUCUAACCUGCAGCUGGACCAAGCAGAUAUCUAUGAAGCUUCAGUUUCUGCUCGGUUACAAAUAUUAAAGUGUUAACUAAUGAUGAGUUAACUCUUUUUUUUCUCUUCAAUUGCUCCCCUAGGCCCAAACCAUUCUAUAGCACUUUAGGGUUAAAGGUUUGUCCAGGUGGAAACAUCAGUACUCAAGUGAAUUAUUGACCAAAUCCAAAGGUGACCUCUACCAUUAAACUGCUCAGAAUUGAUUCAGUUUCUUGGAUCUGAAAGUUAUCAUUUUUUUUUCCAUCAAAUUGGGGCAUUUUGGCCAUUAUAUCUUUUUUUUUCUUUUUUCUUUUUUUUGCUUCAUCUAAUUUUCUCUUUUCCCAGAACUCCUGUUACUCAUGUGUUAAACCAUUUGAUAUUGCCCCAGAGGAUAAGUCCCUGAGACUGUACAUUUUUCUUUAAACUUUCUCUCUCAGUUCUUCAAAGUGGAUCAUUUCUUUUGAUCUGUCUUCAUGUUCACUUUUUCUUCUGCCUUCUCCAGUAUACUGUUAAGCUCAUCCAGAGAGUUUUUCACUUUGAUUGUUACAUUUUUUAGUUUUGGAAUUUUCAUUUGGUUCUUUUAAUUUCUCUGCUGAGUUUUAGUUCUCUACUGAGAUUCCCCAUCUAUUUACGUAUUGCAGCUAUAUUUUUCUAUAAUAUUUGAACAUUAUUGUAAUGCUUAAAGUCUUAUCUGCUAAGUCUUUAUCUGCUUAAAGUCUUUAUCUGCUAAGUAUAUCUGGGCUGUCUUGGCUUUGGUGUCUGUCCACCACUUUUUUUCUUAAUGCUAGGUUACAUUUUUUUCUAUCUAUUUUUACAUCUAUUGAUAUUUAAUUGACUACAUUUUGGAUAAUAUAUAGUAGAGACUAGAUUUUGUUAUCUCCUGAAGAGUGUUGAUCCUCGUUUAAUAGGCACUUCAGCUAAUGGCUAAUACAGAUUCAGCCACUUAAGCUUCCUUACCCUCUUAUCUCUGCUUUCUGUACUCAGUAGAAGUUAUUGGCAUUGUUCAGACCCUAGCCUAUAUCAUGGUCAGGAAAUUCCCCCCAAGGAAAGGGCUGGUUGACUGUGGGGCUCACCCUGUGAGUUUCCCUUCUCUCAGGAUUGCAGCCUUGCAUUGUCUGUUGUGCACUGUUGGAAGUGGUUUGUUUCACAUAUUUUGGGCAGUUUUAUAUACUUCUAUACAUAUUCCCCCAGUAUACAGAAGGAGUAGUUCAGUAGAGGUUUUCUACCAUUCUUGGGAAUAGAAGCCUUGUCUCUAUGAUUAGAGCACUCUUUGCAGCCAACAUUGCCAUAUUCCCCAGAAAAACAUUUUUGUUACCUUCUCUACCAACAGUAAAUACUGAAUAAGCCAUGGAACAUGAUUCCUCUGACCUAAAAGUGUUUCUAGUGCUCACAUUGAAGGAGGAGCAGUUGGAGACUUUAUACUUAGCACUAGACUUGGCAUGUUCAUUUGCAGAGGAAGGAAAGGCUGGAGAGAAAGCGAUUCUAUGUAUCUUGGGCCAGAUUUUUGUCUGUGAUAUUAUUUUAGAGUCUAGAUCAGAGAGUCAUUUCUCAAAUGAUAGGAAGAUUGCUCCCAGGGAAAUUGCAUUAUUUUAGAAAUUAGAGGUAAAGGCUUUAAGUCUUAGAUAAACAUUGAUAUUACAGCACAGAAAAAUUAGGUAAACAUUGACAGAUAGCCAUCAUCAAAGUACCCACUGAGGUCUUACUUAUUUUCUCAAAAAUGGGAAAAUUCGCUAUUAACUUACCAUCUCACAUAAUUGGACGAUGGGGAUGGAUAUUUAGUACCUACCUGAUCUUCCCUCUGUUACAGUUUCCAAGGAAGGAAAUUUUAGAAAAGUAAUGAAAUGACAUCUAAAGUGUUGAAAUGAUGCAUGUGACCGCAGUACAGCUGUUGUCAUAUGAACACCUAUGAAAUUCUGAGGAGCCAUGCUGGAAGUACAUACACAUAACCCCAGUGCCAACUGAAGAUCCUAUUUUCAUUAUUCCUAUUUUCCCCUGCUGUUAGUUUUAUGAUUACCUUAUGUUGACGUUCUUUCCAUGGCAAUAUGUGUAUGCACUGUCAUGACAUCCAGUUAUGGUCCAGUUUUUAGUGUACAUAUCUCAUUUGAUUGUCAGAUAAUUUAAGUUCUGUAUGACGUUGGAGUAAUAGUUUAUUUAAAUCUGGCACUUAUAGCUACAAAGAUCCUUUGGGAUCACAUGCUGAACACAGAGAUAGUAACAUAGUACAUAAUUGCUGGAUUUUAAAAAAAACCAAAAACAUUUGCUAUAUUUACUUAACCUCAUUUUAAAUCCCCUUAAUCCAAUAUCAAAACAAGAUUAAACCUAGCAGUCGCAUUAUUUAUUAGUUUCACAGAUAUUGCUUUGCGUAGUCUAAAAAAUCAAAUAUAAUAGAACAAAUAACUUGAACAAACAUAAACAAUAAUGUAAAACAAAAGAAUACAAAGGAAGCAUUCCUCCUAACCUACAGUUUAGGUAGAUUUUAGAAAUUUAUAGUGUUUUCAUUAUAGAAAAUGAGCAUUCGUAAGAACCCAGAACCAAGCUUCACAGCCAAACAGAAAUAACUGAUGCCCAGUGCCAACACUUUUGACAGAACUGGGGCAAAAGGAGUAAAUCAUUGCAUUCAUUCUUAUUUGUGUACAAGACCCUCUAGAAAACACCUUGCUUUGGUUUUAGCUGCAUUUAAUCUGUACACUAGGUUCAUUUCAGAUAAGAAGUCAGCUAGAGAAAAUAAAAUACAUUCCAACAUGAGCAAUUUUCUUUGAAAAUCUGUAGAAACAAAAAUAACUUAUCUCUUAUGGUAUUUUUAAAUUGUAACAUUAAGUGAUAAUGUGUGUAACAUCCAAACGUCUGACACCAUAAACUUCUCUGCAAGUUAAAUGCCAGUGCUUCAUUUGGGCAGUAAAUCAGCCAGCUGUCUCUGACUUACUGCAACCGCAGCAAAAGCUCCAGCACUCCAGACAGGAUUCCUUUUAUGCUGCCAGCAGAAGGACCUGUCCAUUGACAUCCCUACAAGCACUCACAGUUCUUUUCUAUCAGUCGUCAGCAUUGGGAUGAUUUCUGGCCUAAAAAAGGGCCAUUUCCUAUGGUUCAACCUCAUAUUUGAUAAACAUGAACCUGUGAAGUGUUUUGGCAUGAAAACAGGAGUUUCUCAAUUCCCUCUUCAAAGGGGUGGAUUUUCACUGUCUAAUAUCCAGCUGCUUGGUUGCCUCUCCUUAAGAUUCUAUAAAUGGUUAGAUACAUUGAAAUAUACACCCCAAGGCUUCUUGAAUUUCUUGCUGGCAUGGAAGCCCUGCUACCAAGCUCUGAGAGAAAAAAGUGAGCAGUAAGGUCUCCCCCUACUGGUUGAAAAGAAGAGUCCUCAAGUGAACAGCCCAGAGGGCGGGUUGGUGGCAUAAAAAGGUCAAAGUUAAGAGAGAGGCAGGAGGAAAAGGAGAGGAGGAAGAGGAAAGAGGGGGAAAGGAGGCGUGGGAGGGAAGCUGACGAAAGACAGGGUGAGAGGGAGUGAGGAGAGAACUGACGAGGCCAGAGAGGGAGAACACAAAGGAGGAAAACCAACAAGACCCGAGCACAUAAAAUUAGAAGCAAAAGGCAGAAAGGCAGAGGCGUAAGGACAUUUUCUUCAUGGGUCGUCUUCACAAUAACCCUGAAAAUAUCCUCGAAGUUCCCAUAUGGGGAUUGUGGUGUUUGAUCCAUCCGUCCUCCUCGGAAUUUUGGCAGCAUGCAAGAUGAGGGAAAGGCUGCCUUUUCUUUAAAUCAGAUAAUCUCAGCCAUUGAGUUUCUUCUGAGAAGUUAAAAUCAUGCAAAUUUAAUAUCAUGAGCCUUACAGAUUCCACUGGGUAGAACCCUUGCCUGCUCCAUGGUUAGAACCCAUUUUCGUGUCCUGUUAUGAAACAAUAGGACAUUUACACAGACCAUAUCCUGUGGAAGAAAGCCUGGUUCCUGAGCACCCUCAGAUGGGCUUGGUCUUCUGAAUAGAAAUCAGUUUGAAUGUGGGCAACUGUUUUCAAAGUUCUGGGUGGCAGCAGGAUUAGACCCUGAGGUUCCUGGUCCCAGCGAUGUGCUCACUGAUACACGUCUCGCCACAGGGUGAACUGGGGGAGGGGAUGCAGACAGAGUAGGUUCAUUAUUAAUAUGAAACAGUCCCAAAACAAGGGACAUAUCCACAGCCAUACUCCACAGUCCUCUUUUAACGUAUUUAAGCAAAUCCCUAUAGAAGAGGCGCUUGAAGUCAGAUAAUAUAAGUCAGCGUUCAAAAUAAUCAUUUGGAAAAGAUUUGUGGGUGACAUUUUUGAGUUUUUAAAGAUUAAAUGGCUUAGGCUAAAUGCCUUCUUUCACAUAUUUAAGUCCUUAAGCUUUCCCCAUGGGAAACGGGAGAGCAUUUUCAGUGGGGUCCUGCUGUGAGCCUGGGCACGGAUUUGCUACAGUUUUAGUGUGCUGUUUGUUUGGCUGCAGGAAAGCGCCAAGGGGUGUGUGCAGGAGCGGACCCAGGUUUGGAGGGGUCUGAGUGCUGCAAUUUGGAGCUCUCUUUAAGAAAAAGAUAACAAUAUGCAAAACAAAACAAUAAGCAAGGCCUUGGAGAACAGCAAGCAAAAGGCCCUGAACUGGACCUACCUAUCAAGGGCUGCCUGCCCAACACACAGAGAAGCCAAGACUAUGGCACCUGCUUUUGAGGAAAGAGAGGGCUCUACUGCAGGGUCCAUUCUCAAGGAAACAGGAAGCAGGACUCCAUCCGGGCUUUUGGGGUGAAAUUUAAGGGGUCGGGGGAAUUUGAAACUUGGAAGCUGAUUGGCUGGUUUUGAGUUAGUCAAUUUAAGCAACUGGGGCCACUGGAAGCCAGGUUUUCUUUAUUGAAAGACUUCUCGCUUCGUAAAGGGCUCCAGUGGCAGCACUUCUCUUUUUUGAGUUCCAUAAACCAAAGAUUCUUGGCUCUGGGGUCAUCCUGGAGACAAGAGUUCAGGCCUUGCACGUGUGCAGUGCUAUUUUUGUCGGUAACUUGUUUAAUUCAUCAACAACCUAUUUAAGGAGGCAAAACCAGUUAAGCUGGUGCUGUUGCCAUGCAGCACAGGGAUGCUUUAGGGUACAGUCUCAGAAGGCACCUCAAACUCCAUGUUACCCUCCCCAUGGACCUGAUCUCCAAGGAACUUAACAGGCCACUCUUGGCAGCCCUGUUCUCCCUGAAGGUUCUGGUGGGUACCACGGGGCACAGCUGCAGAGGCGUGACCAGGAAAGGGGAAAGGAUGCUACUGAGAGACCGAGGGAGGAAGAGCUAAGAGAGUGGGGGGCUCGCCCUUCCCCUUCUGCUUGUGCCACCUGACCUUGAAAGUCUCCUCCAGCUCUGACUGCUAACCUCUUUUUCUGUGAGUCUGGAAGAGCCCAUCAGAAGUGCUGGAGCUGAUCCCUAGAAGAGAAUUUGCAAUCAAUUUUCAAUUAAAAAAAAAAAAAAAAAAGGCUUUCUUCAAGUCAGCAGAGACAAGCAAUUCUAAUUUGCAGUUUCAUCUUUCCCCAGAACUGGGGUGCUGCGUGCACAGAGGUAUUAGGAUGAGUGAAAGCCCCAGAAGAAGAGCUGAGAACAGGCUUCCACCAUCUGGAAGGCACCUGAAGAGAGAGCUGGAGCUCUCUGCAGCGGUGGCGUCUGAACCCUGGGGUCAUAGGCAGGGGCGGCUCAGAGACUGUGCUGAGCUGCAGGAAGAGGGGCUGUCGCUGUCAGCCAGGACACUAAAUGGUGAUUUUCAUACGAUGUUCUUUGCAAGGCACAGUAUAUCCAAAGCCCUGGAUAGUUUCCAGAAGCUGCAUGUUUAAUGAGGAAGGUUGCUCUUCUCCGCCUCUGCUCUGUCAAGACUAAGCCGAUGUGCUGAACGGAGCUGACAGCGCUGGAGAGCAGGAGCGGACCAGAGCUGCCUGCAGCCCUGAAGGCCCCGCUGCUCUGCGUCCCCACCCCACCCCAGCAGGGGUCCCUGGCUGAGCUGAAAUUCCCCACCGGAGCAGAGCCCACUGCGAGGUUGCCCAUUGGAUGAGUACUGCUAGGGCGAAAGGUUCGGGUGGUGGUUGGGAAAAUGCAGACUUUAAAUGACGGUCGAUGCCUAACAAUCAGCCCCUUUCAGGCACUUUUUAAUGGCAUUUUUGUCUCAUCUGAGCAGCCUUCCACCCACUCCCAACCCUUUCUCAUCCUCCUCCUAGCUUCUCAGUGUUUUGAAGUUCCCUUGGCUGGAAUGAAGCCAUGAUGGAAACACUAGGAUCUUCUCUU